AUGUCGUCCGGCCGGAGGUGUUCUGGAGUGUCCGGCCUCGGGGGCGGAGCCGUGUCCCCGGGGCCCGUGGUGGCGGAGGAGGCGGAGCCCGGCGGCAGCGAGGCCAACCGGGAGCUGUUCGAGGCCUGCCGGGGCGGAGACCUGGAGCGGGUUCGCAAACUGGUGACGGCGAAGAACGUGAACAGCCGAGACAUGGCGGGAAGGAAGUCGACUCCGCUGCACUUCGCUGCAGGUUUCGGUCGUAAAGACGUCGUAGGUUUUCUCCUGCAGAACGGAGCGAACGUUCACGCCAGAGACGACGGAGGCCUCGUGUCGCUGCACAACGCCUGCUCCUUCGGCCAUGCCGAGGUGGUGGCGCUGUUGCUUCGUCACGGGGCGGAGGCCAACGCCAGGGACAACUGGAACUACACGCCGCUUCACGAGGCAGCGAUCAAGGGCAAGAUCGACGUGUGCAUCGGUACGAACACGCCGACAACCUGCAGGGACCUGGUUCCUCUGCACAACGCCUGCUCGUACGGACACUACGAAGUCAGCGAGCUGCUGGUGAAGCACGGCGCCUGUGUCAACGCCAUGGACCUGUGGCAGUUCACGCCUCUGCACGAAGCCGCUUCCAAGAACCGCGUGGAGGUGUGUUCUCUGCUGCUGAGCUACGGCGCCGACCCCAGCUUCCUGAACUGCCACAAUAAGAGCUCCAUCGACCUCGCUCCGACCUCGGCGCUGAAGGAGCGACUGGCCCAUGAGUUCAGAGGCCACAGUCUGCUGCAGGCGUCCAGGGAGGCCGACCUGCUUCAGGUCAGGAAGCACCUGAGCCUGGAGACCCUGGGCUUCAGACACCCCCACAGCCAGGAGACGGCGCUGCAUUGUGCGUCUGCGUCUCCGUAUCCGAAGAGGAAACAAGUUUGUGAACUUCUGCUGAGGAAAGGAGCCGACGUCAACGAGAAGUCCAAAGACCUGCUGACCCCCCUCCACCUGGCGUCAGAGAGAGCCCACAACGACGUCAUCGAGGUGUUGGUCAAACAUGAAGCCAAGGUGAACGCCGUCGACCAUCUGGGCCAGACGGCGCUGCACCGGGCCGCCCACGCCGGUCACCUGCAGACCUGCCGCCUGCUGCUGACCGCUGGCUGCGACCCGCUGCUCACGUCGCUGCAGGGAUUCUCGCCGUCGCAGCUGGGCAACGAGAGCGUGCAGGAGAUCCUGCAAGAAGGAGUCCUGAUCGGGAACUCUGAAGUCGACCGGCAGCUGCUGGAAGCCUCCAAAUCUGGAGAUCUGGAAACAGUGAAGAAGCUGUGCACGCUGCAGAACGUGAACUGUCGGGACGUGGAGGGUCGACAGUCGACGCCGCUGCACUUCGCCGCCGGCUACAACCGGCUGGCCGUGGUCCAGUUCCUGCUGCAGCACGGGGCCGACGUCCACGCCAAGGACAAGGGAGGUCUGGUUCCGCUCCACAACGCCUGCUCAUACGGCCACUAUGAGGUUGCAGAACUGUUGGUUCUUCACGGCGCCGUCGUCAACGUGGCCGACCUCUGGAAGUUCACACCGCUGCACGAAGCCGCCGCCAAGGGAAAGUACGACAUCUGCAAACUCCUGCUGCAGCACGGUGCCGACCCGACCCGGAAGAACCGGGACGGCAACACCCCUCUAGAUCUGGUGAAGGAUGCCGACACGGACAUCCAGGACCUGCUGCGAGGCGACGCCGCCCUGCUGGACGCCGCCAAGAAAGGCUGCCUGGCCAGAGUGAAGAAACUCUGCACACGAGACAACGUCAACUGCAGAGACACACAGGGGAGACACUCCACACCACUACACCUGGCAGCCGGUUACAACAACCUGGAGGUGGCCGAGUAUCUGCUGCAGCACGGAGCCGAGGUCAACUCUCAGGACAAAGGAGGCCUGAUUCCUCUGCACAACGCCGCCUCCUACGGGCACGUGGACGUGGCGGCGCUUCUCAUCAAGUACGACGCCUGCGUCAACGCCACCGACAAGUGGGCGUUCACGGCGCUGCACGAGGCCGCCCAGAAAGGCCGCACGCAGCUCUGCGCGCUCCUAUUGGCUCACGGCGCCGACCCGGCUCUCAGGAACCAGGAAGGACAGUCACCAUUGGACCUGGUCACGGCCGACGACGUUCGGGCUCUGCUCUCGGCGGCGAUGCCUCCCUCAGCACUCGGUUUCCAACCUCAGGUCAUCAGCGUGGCGGCGGCGGCGUCCUCUGUAGCUCCGCCCAUCGUCCCUCCUCUCCUCUCCUCCUCCCCCUCCUCCUCCUCCUCAUCAUCCUCCUCAUCCUCCUGCCCUGCUGCUCCUCUCCUCCUCCUCCCCUCUUCCUCUUCAUCCUCCUCCUCCUCCUCCUCGGAUCCUGAUGCUGCAGCUUCGACUGACAGUAACGUCGCCGCAACCUCCUCGAACGUGUUGUGUGUUCCAGGUUCUGAGCUCAGCAUCUGUCAGUUCCUUCAGAACCUGGGGCUGGAGCACCUUCUGGAGAUCUUCGACAGGGAGCAGAUCACUCUCGAUGUUCUGGUGGAGAUGGGUCACCGCGAGCUGAAGGAAAUCGGCAUCAACGCGUACGGACAUCGACACAAAAUCAUCAAAGGAGUGGAGAGACUGAUCAGUGGACCUCAGAGUGUGAACCCGUACCUGACCCUGAACACGGCCAACAGUGGGACCAUCCUGAUCGACCUGUCAGCUGAUGAUAAAGAGUUCCAGUCGGUGGAGGAGGAGAUGCAGAGUACGAUCAGAGAGCACCGAGACGGCGGCCACGCUGGAGGAAUCUUCAACAGAUACAGCCUGGUCAAGAUCCAGAAGGUCUGCAACAAGAAGCUGUGGGAGCGAUACAGCCACCGCAGGAAGGAGGUGUCCGAGGAAAACCACAACCACUCCAACGAACGCAUGCUCUUCCACGGCUCUCCCUUCGUCAACGCCAUCAUCCAUAAAGGCUUCGACGAGCGCCACGCCUACAUCGGAGGGAUGUUCGGCGCCGGGAUUUACUUCGCUGAGAACUCAUCGAAGAGCAACCAGUACGUUUACGGGAUCGGAGGAGGGACGGGCUGCCCGCUGCACAAGGACCGGUCCUGCUACGUCUGCCACAGGCACCUGCUGUUCUGCAGGGUGACUCUGGGAAAGUCCUUCCUGCAGUUCAGCGCCAUGAAGAUGGCCCAUUCACCGCCGGGUCACCACUCGGUCACCGGCCGGCCCAGCGUCAACGGCCUCGCUCUGGCCGAGUACGUCAUCUACAGAGGAGAGCAGGCCUAUCCGGAGUACCUGAUCACCUACCAGAUCACGAAGCCCGACGCCUCUGCAGACGGAUGAGGAGGAAGAGGACGAAGAAAACACGAAGACUUGCUUCAUUAACUGCAUGCAAA
This is a messenger RNA of Stegastes partitus (bicolor damselfish), 3353 nucleotides long. RefSeq names its product tankyrase-2-like. The transcript has 25 exons. Gene Ontology annotation, cellular component: cytoplasm. Gene Ontology annotation, biological process: innate immune response. The record is from RefSeq and is a predicted model, not a curated record. Gene Ontology annotation, molecular function: NAD+ poly-ADP-ribosyltransferase activity; protein binding. The coding region runs from base 1 to 3300 and encodes 1099 amino acids. Lineage: Eukaryota; Metazoa; Chordata; Actinopteri; Pomacentridae.